Messenger RNA from Physella acuta, 3026 nucleotides. Its product is annotated as putative cytochrome P450 CYP44. NCBI's taxonomy places the organism in Eukaryota, Metazoa, Mollusca, Gastropoda, Physidae. Gene Ontology annotation, molecular function: monooxygenase activity; iron ion binding; oxidoreductase activity, acting on paired donors, with incorporation or reduction of molecular oxygen. The record is from RefSeq and is a predicted model, not a curated record.
UUUGUCUGAUAAUAAUAUUAAUAUGAGAAUGGGCCAGCUUUUAAGAUAAAGUUAUUUAUUAACUGUAGCACCAGAAUUUAAUUUGUAAUAUAAGAGGCCUACUUAUCUUAUAGGCCUGCAAUAAAAAUUACUAAUUUUACAUUAUUUUCUUAUGCAGCAGCUGAACAAUAAAAUGUUGAUUAUUGGAAGUCAUCGAAAUAUUGCCAAGGCCUGGUCACAUAGUUACGCAUUUUCUAUUUUUGUGCGGAGAAAAUCUUCCAGCAUUAAUCUUAAUGAAAAUGCAACACAAGUGGAAUAUAAUAAUGCGCAUCCCUUUUCUUCAAUACCAGGGCCGGGUGGCUUGCCUUGGUUUGGCCAGUGGCUUAAAUACAAACUUAAUCCCAAAAAAGUUCAUCGACGUGACCUUGUACUAAAAGAGUUUUAUGAAAAGUAUGGAGACAUUGUGAAGGAGACUGUAGCAGGCAGAACGAUUGUACAUUUGUUCAAUCCAGAUUACAUCAAACAGAUUUAUGAAACUGAAGGCAAAUACCCAUUAGUUCCACCAUUGCUUGAAUCAGUUGAAUUUUAUCGUAGGAAAAAAGAAUUGGCACCUGGGUUAGGAAAUAGUAAUGGAGAGCAGUGGUACAGGCUUCGCAGCAUUGUCCAGCAUAUAAUGUUAAGGCCACUGAAGUCCCUUGAUUAUCUCCCUGCACAGAACAAAGUAGCCAAUGAUUUUAUCAACAAGUUGCCAAGUUUAAUUGAAAACAAUGGAGAAGUUUCAAAUUUCAACCGGUGGAUAGCUCGAUGGGGAUUGGAAUCUGCUGCCAAUAACUGCUUGGACAAACGAAUGGGCUACAUGGAUGAAAGUGGUAUGGCUGCUGGUGACAAGAUUAUUGACACUAACCAUUCUGUAUUUGAACUGUCAAUCAAACUUUAUUUUGCCAUUCCAUUCUACAAAUUGUUUUUCACACCAAGCUUAAAAGAACUUUUUGAAUGUGAGGACUUUAUUAAUGAUGAAGCAUUGAGGCUGACUAACAUAGCCAUUGAAGAGUACAAAGAAGCAUUUGAAAAUGGAACGCUCACAGAAGAUAGAUUCAGAUUUUUGUCCUACAUGCUGAGCAACCCAGAAAUGACUAAAAAAGACUUGAUGCCUGUUGUUUUAUCUGUUUUAACUGAUACUUUAAGCACAACAUCACAAAUCCUCUUGUGUAAUUUGUAUAACUUAGCCUGCAACCCCAAUGUACAAGAAAAAGUUUACGAGGAAACCAAGAAAAUACUUCAAAAUGGGGAUCUUACAUCAGAUGGCUUUAGCUCUGCCACUUACAUCAAAGCUUGUAUAAAGGAAAGCUUCAGGUUAUUCCCUGUAGGCCUGGAUAUAUUAAGACUAUGUCCUUCUAACAUGGUAAUUGGAGGCUAUCAAGUACCAGAAAGAACCUACUUAUGUUUAAACAACUAUAUUCAAUCUCUGGAUCCUGAUGUCAUACCUGAGCCCCAGAAGUUUAUACCUGAUCGUUGGCUCAGGGAAGAAUACAGUGAGAAACUGCAUCCUUACCUCUUGACUCCAUUUAGUCUUGGAAGAAGAAUGUGCGCAGGGCGUCGUUUUGCAGAGCAAGAAUUAGUGAUUAUGAUUGCGAAAAUACUUUCUCGUUAUCGACUUGAAUGGCACUACGGAGAGGUCCAUCAGAGGUAUCGUCUGCUGCUCAUUCCAGAUCAAGAAAUAAAAAUUAAGUUUGUUCCUAGAUAAGAGAUAUAAAUAUGGAAUGAAAACACUAGUACCUGUUGAUGUUAUAAAAUGUGCAUAAUUUUUAUAUGUUUGGGCGGUUCAACAUUUUUAACUUUACAACUAGAAAUUCUGAAGCCUUGUAUAUAACCUUUUACAUCAUUUUCCAAUAAAGGAAUAAUUUUUAAAACAAAAUGUUUAAUCUAAUCGACUUUUGAUUCAUAUAUCUAUUACUUAAAUUGAUUUUUUUAAAAAGUAAUAUAAAUAUUGCUGGAUCGAAAGCUUUUUAAAGGAUGUUAGAGGAAAUGUAUGGUUAGCUGAGUCUUAGAGGACAGAGAAAUGUUAACCAAUGUCCAUUUUAUCUGCAAGUGUCUUAUUGGCCCUCAUGAAACAGGAUUUUACAAAAUAAAAUCUGAGAUGACUCAUUGACCCCUAACAAAAAUGUUACAAAUUGGCCCUUGACAAACUGACAUCUAAAAAGGCUGUUGAAAAUUUGAUAUAUACUGGGGCUCCUUUUUUUUUUAUUUCUGCCACUGUAAUAUUGAAUUGCCAACACAAAAAUAUGUACUUAAUUCAGUAUUAAAUACUAAUGUGGUCUGUCGAUGUUUUUGACAAAUACACUAGUUGCUUCUUAGUCACUUUUUAUUCUUUUUUUAUUUGAUAAAAUAGACAUUGAUAAUGUUCUCAUUAUAUUUUGUUGGGAUUCACACAUUUUUAAACAUGUCCGUCACUAAAACAUUGUAUGGAAGUGCAGGAAGCAUGUUUUUAUUUCUCUAACAAUUGUUUGAAGAAAAGGUAUAUUACAAAACGCUCUAAGUUUUAAACAAUUUUUUUUAUUCCUUUAGAAAACUCUAAAAGGACUUGGUAAAAAAUUAUUUGUGUGUGCAUUCCUUGGGGUUUUAUAUAAUGGAACAUUACUUUUUUAAAAUUUCUACAUUUUAAUACAACCUGUUUUUAUGAUAAUUACUGUCACUCAGUACAGUGGUUCAUUCAUUGGCCCUAAAUGUCCCUGUGUAACUAACUCUAUUUGUUUAAAUGUUUUUUACCAUUGUUUAAAUAAUAAAUAUGCUGCAAUACACAAUUUUUGUGAUAUGGUAAUGUAUACAAAUAAUAUUGGUCAUAUAAAACCACACAUUCAAACUUAAUAUUUUAAAAUGUUUUUAUUAUACCAAAUUAAUAUCUACAAAUUACUUAUGGUUUUUAUUUACUGUGUUAACCUUUACUUUUAAGAGAUGGUUAAUGACAAGAAUUUCUAUUCUCAGGGUUCUAAUAGCAUUAGAUUAAUCAAACUGUCUAAAUUGUAAUCAAUAAACAGACUUUUAACUAA